Molecule: messenger RNA, 411 nt
Organism: Striga asiatica
Lineage: Eukaryota; Viridiplantae; Streptophyta; Magnoliopsida; Lamiales; Orobanchaceae
Source: the annotation of a GenBank genome assembly
AUGGAUAGUGAAAAUAUGCUAUGCCCACCAAUCACUUGUAUUAACUGGGAGAUUUUCCAAACCAGAGUUUCACAGCUGUCUUGUGAAAACCAGUUCAAAAGAAAGUCAAGCAUUCCUGCUCUAACACAUGACGCCCGAUUAGAUAGGGAAUCCCUUAGCAGAUGCAGGAAUAUAUUGAGCCCAUGCUGCUGCAGUGGAUCACUGCUCUGCCCAAUCAUCAGAAGAUGGUGGAGGAAUUUAGUCAGACAAAUUUUACAUUUUAUCAAGAGAAAAAAGGAAAACAGAAACACAGUCCAUGCAGAUACACAGAGGUCAGAAGAUAACUCAAGAUUGAGAGCAACAAACCUUUUGAAGGACACUGAGAUAAAGCAAGAUCACAUCUUCAUUCUGAGAAACAAGCAGCAAGACUAA